GACAACUACCACGGCUACCCUCCCUCCGAUGCAUCUCGAUCUUCACGGGCGACUAGUUAGACGAGGGUGGUGCUUUGUCGACAAUCGGCCGGAGCGGUCAGCAGUGACUCAAAACUUCCUUAUCUCUCAGCCUUGGCACGAGCCAUUGAGAAAACCUUCAUCACCCGGAGCUUCGCCAGUCAUUUUUCGUCCUUUUUCCCUCUCCCAUCCUCUGCCAUUUCGCUGGAAGUGGCAUGUCCCACUGAUCCCUCGCUGAGCGCAUUCGUCUCCAUGGUGUUUGCUCCAACCAUCUUCACUUCGCAAGACUACAUCAGUGACCACUUGUGGAAAGCCUGCGGGUGCUGAAACUGCAGUCCGCCAUGGCCGCCGCUGUCAGUGGGCGAUUCGCCCGCCAGCUGCACCACGACCUCUUCCACUCCUCCAUCAAGCAAAAUGCUCCCCGCAUAGCUCGACGAACCCUUACCACCAAGCCUGUUGCACGCUGCACAGCCAAACAGCCAGCUGCGAAGCACGCGCAGACUCAGGUCCGCAGCUUUGCCCGCUCCGCCAAACGCGCUGCCAGCAAGGCCGACGUGGCACCCAAUGCCAAAGCAUACCUCGAGAGCGGCGCUAUCGCCGGCGGACAAGACCUCGUCGAUGUUAACAAAGUCCUCGUCAUCGGCUCUGGAGGUCUCUCCAUUGGCCAGGCCGGCGAGUUCGACUACUCCGGCUCGCAAGCUCUCAAAGCUCUCAAAGAAGCCGGCAUCAAGUCCGUGCUCAUCAACCCCAACAUCGCUACCAUCCAGACCUCCCACGUGCUCGCCGACGAGGUCUACUACCUCCCAGUCACACCCGAAUAUGUCACCUACGUGAUCGAGAAAGAGAGGCCAGAUGGCAUUUUCCUGUCCUUUGGUGGUCAGACCGCCCUCAAUUUGGGUGUGAAGAUGGAUGAGAUGGGAAUCUUCGAGAGAUACGGCGUCAAGGUGCUCGGCACAAGCGUGCAGACGCUGAAGACUUCCGAGGAUCGUGACUUGUUCGCGAAGGCCCUCAAGGAAAUCAACAUCCCCAUUGCCGAGAGUAUUGCCGUCGAGACUGUCGAGGAUGCUCUCAAGGCUGCUGAGGAAGUCGGAUACCCCAUCAUUGUGCGAGCUGCUUUCGCACUUGGUGGUCUCGGUUCAGGUUUCGCCGACAACCCAGAAGAGCUUCGAAACAUGGCUGCUCGCUCUCUGACUCUGUCUCCUCAGAUCUUGGUUGAGAAAUCUCUCAAGGGCUGGAAAGAGGCUGAGUACGAGGUCGUGCGAGACGCUUCGGACAACUGUAUCACGGUCUGCAACAUGGAGAACUUCGACCCUCUGGGGGUGCACACUGGUGACUCCAUCGUCGUCUCGCCUUCUCAAACGCUGAGCGAUGAGGAGUACCACAUGCUGCGAACUGCUGCUAUCAAGAUCAUUCGUCACUUGGGUGUGGUUGGAGAAUGUAACGUUCAGUACGCUCUCCAGCCCGAUGGACUCGACUACAGGGUCAUCGAGGUCAACGCCCGUCUCUCUCGUUCCUCUGCUCUCGCUUCCAAGGCUACUGGGUACCCUCUGGCAUACACUGCUGCGAAGAUCGGUCUCGGUCACACUCUGCCUGAACUGCCCAAUGCCGUCACUCGCACCACCACUGCCAACUUCGAACCUUCGCUGGAUUACAUCGUUACCAAGAUUCCUCGCUGGGAUUUGGUCAAGUUUCAGAAUGUCAACCGCAACAUUGGCUCUUCCAUGAAGUCUAUCGGUGAGGUCAUGGCUAUCGGUCGUACCUUUGAGGAAUCUUUCCAAAAGGCUAUUCGUCAAGUCGAUCCCAAGUUCGAUGGUCUCCAGGGUGACAAGUUCGAGGAUCUGGAUGAAGUGCUCAAGAACCCCACCGAUCGCCGCUGGCUCGCUGUUGGUCAAGCUAUGCUCCACGAGGGUUACUCUGUCGACAAGGUGCACGAUCUCAGCAAGAUUGACAAGUGGUUCCUGUACAAGAUUCAAAACAUCGUCGACACCACCAAGGAACUCGAAGCCAUCGGAUCUCUCUUCGGCGUCAAGAAGGAACUCAUGCUCAAGGCUAAGAAGCAAGGUUUCAGCGACAAGCAGAUCGCUCGCGCUGUCAACUCUACUGAAGACGAAGUUCGUGCCCGCCGCAAGAACUUUGGCCUCAAGCCUUGGGUUAAGCGAAUUGAUACUCUGGCUGCUGAAUUCCCGGCUGACACUAACUACCUCUACACGACUUACAAUGCUUCCAGCCACGAUGUAACUUUCGACGACAAGGGAAUUAUCGUUCUUGGAUCUGGUGUUUACCGUAUUGGAAGCUCGGUUGAGUUCGAUUGGUGUGCUGUGAACGCUACGCUCUCGCUAAAGGAGCAGGGCAAGAGGACGAUUAUGAUUAACGUGAGUACACUAUUUCGUUUUCUACUCGUCGUCGCUAGAUGGUUGUCUCAUCUCCGAUUCGUCGUGUUUCCACUUCGCAUUUGUGCCUGGUGGCGACAUGGUGAGCAGAAAAACACUUCUGUCCUCGGAGAAAGGCAUUCCUUCUGGCGACCGAGUAUCCAGUCCAUCCUCAGUUGACACCCCACCCCCAAAUCCCUCACUUAGCCCAUAACCCACUGUGCACGCUGUCUCCGACGUCUCUCCCGCCACCUGCCGGAAUAUUUGCUCGGAGCACCUGCCAGACGUGACUUCGCUCACUGGAUGAACUGGACCAUGGACCAAGGCGCACUUUCCGCGACGUGCCUUCCCUCACUAGGUUUCUGCCUGGAGCACCUUCCACAACAUGGCAGGAAGGUGGUGGGUGGUCCUGUACCUCCACCC
Cercospora beticola is the source of this 2810-nucleotide messenger RNA. RefSeq names its product argininosuccinate lyase. The record is from RefSeq and is a predicted model, not a curated record. Lineage: Eukaryota; Fungi; Ascomycota; Dothideomycetes; Mycosphaerellales; Mycosphaerellaceae. Gene Ontology annotation, molecular function: metal ion binding; ATP binding; carbamoyl-phosphate synthase (glutamine-hydrolyzing) activity. Gene Ontology annotation, cellular component: cytoplasm.